AUGUUGACGGAGGAUAGAGGCGCAAGCGGCUUCCCAGUCGGCAUGGAUGCUGGCGAAGAAACGGCCGAGGCUCGCGCCAAGGUGCGCCAUCUCAUGGCUCAGGCGCCAAACACUCGUCCACCCGAAUUCGUCAAUCCGUUGGAGAAGAUCGAACAGCUGCUCACCUGCCCCAUAUGUCUUGAUCGUUACAAGCAACCAAAGCUUCUCCCUUGUCAGCACACCUUCUGCUAUCCGUGCCUGGAGUCGUGUGCCGAUUCCCUGCACCGAACACUCAAGUGCCCGGAAUGUCGGGCUGAGCACUCGAUUCCGUACGAAGGAGUGAAAGCCUUUCAGUCAAACUACACUCUGACUGGUUUUCUCGAGAUUCACCUGCAAGCCACACCGGACUCGGCUGCUGAAAUCGAGGAGUAUAUUCGUAGGUACAACCUCGAACGAUGCAAAGUUUGCGACGAGAAGGCCGAUUGCGAGCUUUGCGCGCAUUGCGAACGAAAAGCCUGCAAAGAAUGUCGUCAGACUCACAUGGACAUGUUGAAGAGGGAUUUGGGAAGGCUGCUCAAUCAGGUGCGUCGGCUGUCAAAUCGAAUCAUCGAGGCAUCUGACGGGCUUUCAAAGGGUUUGGAACUGCUCUCGCUCAACUGCGAGACGACCAAGGACGAGGUUAAAGAGUACUUCCACAGACAUCAACGCGAUCUGAAGAAACGCGAAGAUGCGUUCCUUAGCGAGAUCGACACAUUUCACGCAACCGAGAGUCGUUUGAUGAGCAAUCUUCGUGAUGUGCUCGAGAUCGAAUCGUCCAACAUGAGUGAGGCGGUCGCUCGGCUUGACGCUGUCAUCAAGGGCGAAUGCACACUGGAAGAUGCUGAGUUGGUUCGAUUGAAAACAACAUUUGCUGAAGGACUGGAGUACCUUCGAAAUUUCCAGCCCGAUGCAGAUGAGCUGUUCAAUCGGAAACUGCGCUUUUCCGCUGGAGAGGAUGCUGCCAGGCUGCCACAGGCGAUCACCACCUGUGGAGAGCUGUGCGUGCUCGUGCCACAGUUUGCUGGC
Molecule: messenger RNA, 1044 nt
Organism: Ostertagia ostertagi
Lineage: Eukaryota; Metazoa; Nematoda; Chromadorea; Rhabditida; Trichostrongylidae
Source: the annotation of a GenBank genome assembly